GAAUCUUUGUACGCCUUUUUUUUGCUGAUAAAACAAACAAAAAAAGAAAAAGAAAAAGAAAAAGAAAAUAUAUAUAUAUAUAUAAAUAUAUAUAUUUGUAUCUUUAGAAUCUUUGUACGCCUUCAAUCAACAAUAUCUCUCUCUCAUACAACGGCUCGUAUCACGCUUUCCCAGAAAUUCUUUUUUGAGUUUUGUUGCCCUGCUUUAACAUGAGCAUGACCCAAUUCGCUAUGGUUGAGGAACUGGCUUUCCUUGUCAAGGACAAUCUUCCUUCCAAGCAUCUUGUUCUCUCAGUGGAAGAGGCCUUGGUCAGCUUCAUUCAGGAUGAUACCAGUUCUGAUGGUGUCCUGGAGUUGGAACCAAUGAAUGCAUAUAACCGUCUUCUCUUGCAUCGCCUUUCAGAAAUAUUUGGAUUUUCCCACACAUCUGUUGGUGAAGGUGAUGAUCGGCACUUAGUUUUGGAGAGAUGCUCAGAUACAUCAAUACCUUCCAUCCUUGUUAGUGACAUUUUGUGGCAGUAUGAAGAGCCUCAAUCUCCAAUAAUGUCACAUCAAUUGUUGAGGAGAACAGAAGCUUUGCCAGCAUUGAAGACAAAUAUACCCUCAUUUCAACAUUCACUUGAGGAGAGAAGAGCAGAUUAUUUUGCUGCUCGUAACCGAAUAUUUUCAGUGGAUUCGGGAGAUGUUAAUGAACCUGACAAGCGGAAGCCACGAAAUGUUCCCAUGGUUGCUCGCCGAAUGAUUGCUCAUGCCCUAGGCCACAGAAUCAAUCCAAACAAUCAGGUUGCUACUAUUAGGGAUUGCAAUAAGCAUUGUGGGCAAACAGAUGCAUUGGAAGCAUCUCAGCAGACUAUUUUCUCAUCACACCAAAAUAUGAAUUUUUAUGGUAGAGUGAAGAGCAAUGAUAAAAAUUCGAGUGGAUUAUCAUUAAGUAAAAGCAACACGCCCCAAAAGCUAAAUGACAAGAUUUCCCCGCAUGUGAGCAUAUCUCAGAAUGGAAGUAGUGGGAAUGGAGUUGAUAAAGACUACUUGAAAAAGGAGCAUUUGGGAGCUGCAAAGAGGAUGUUUGCUAAUGCCCUGGGAUUGCAGUCCGGGAAGGAUGGUUUUAUUUCAAAAGGCAAUAACGUAAAGUAUGCUAACACAGAGAGCAGUUGAUUCUUUGCUUCCUUUCUGUUGCAAUCAGUACACACAUUGGAGCUCUCCAGGCUCUCAGUUACAGCCAUUGAAUCUCUAAUGAGCACGUAUGUGUUAGAGCCCUUGCUAAAUUUAUUGUCAGGGUAUGCAUGGCAAAAGAGUGAACCUGAGGUGGUACAGCGGUUCACUUUGUGAAUGCUGAUUAACUUUUGCAGCCCUUAAUAAAGAUAUCGUAUGAGAGCAAAGUUGGAAUCAAAUGGUGCCCAGUUGUUUGAUAAAUGGGUGGAACUAAAAUGUGGGGAUUUUUUUUACCAAUUCAAGCAUGCAGAUGGCUGGUCGAGUAAGGUUUUUCUUGUCCAAUGACUCAUUGCUGAUACUGUAUUUUUAUGAACUUUGGGUAUUCUGCCCUUUUAUCUCUUAUGUAAGUGAUAUAUUCUAACCUGAAUGAUUUCACAGUUGAAAUUAUGUUUGUAUUUAUUUAUAGCAAUGCAUUAGAUGUGCAGUAAAUUCAUUUUUUUGA
Quercus lobata is the source of this 1653-nucleotide messenger RNA. RefSeq lists its product as uncharacterized. The transcript has 6 exons. Gene Ontology annotation, molecular function: nucleic acid binding. Bases 210 to 1154 code for a protein of 314 amino acids. The record is from RefSeq and is a predicted model, not a curated record. NCBI's taxonomy places the organism in Eukaryota, Viridiplantae, Streptophyta, Magnoliopsida, Fagales, Fagaceae.